Apis florea (little honeybee) is the source of this 1577-nucleotide messenger RNA. RefSeq names its product Excitatory amino acid transporter 2 (gene Eaat2). Lineage: Eukaryota; Metazoa; Arthropoda; Insecta; Hymenoptera; Apidae. The record is from RefSeq and is a predicted model, not a curated record. Gene Ontology annotation, biological process: L-glutamate transmembrane transport. Gene Ontology annotation, cellular component: plasma membrane. Gene Ontology annotation, molecular function: glutamate:sodium symporter activity; L-glutamate transmembrane transporter activity; neutral L-amino acid transmembrane transporter activity.
GCGGUAAUCUCGUUAUUUUUUUCAGGGUUCGGUUUACGACCCUUGGGCCUCGGCGAUGACGCAGUUAUGUUAAUCAGUUAUCCCGGAGAGCUCUUCAUGAGGUUGUUAAAGUUAAUGAUCUUACCACUGGUGAUCGCCAGCCUUAUAUCGGGCUCGGCCAGUUUGAACGCGAGGAUGAACGGGAUGAUCGCCGUCCGAACUUUGGUGUACUUUAUACUCUCCUCCUUGUUGAACGCUGUCCUCGGUGUCGUCCUGGUUCUGCUCAUUCAUCCGGGUAAUCCUGGAAUCAGAAAAUCGAUCGCGACCUCGCACAAUGGAAGAGCCGUGAACAUCUUGGACAGCCUUCUCGAUUUGGGAAGAAAUAUGUUUCCGGAUAAUAUAUUCCAAGCAGCUUUUCAGCAGGCCCACACGGUAUACGUUCCGAAAACACCGCCCUUCAAGAACCUCACCGUUCCGAUAUCCUCGGACGUACUCGGAGACGAAGAAUUGAUGAGAGUGACGCAAUACAGAAGCGGGACGAACACGUUGGGCAUUGUUUUCUUCUGCCUGGUGUUCGGCACGUUCUUGGGCACCCUCGGGGAGAAAGGCCAAAUCGUGAUCGACUUCUUCAAAGCUGUUUUCGAAGUGAUCAUGAGGAUGGUGUCUACGGUAAUGUGGAUGACACCUGUGGGCAUCACCUCCGUGAUAGCUGGGAAAAUAUUGGGCGUCGCCGACUUGGCGUUGGUGAUGUCGCAGCUCGCCUGGUUCAUCGUCACGAUCGUGAUCGGUGUGUUCUUCUAUCAGCUGGUGAUCAUGCAGCUCAUCUAUUUGGCCUUCGUGAGAAAGAACCCCUUUAAAUUCUACGCCGGCCUCGCCCAGGGCACGCUCACCGCCUUCGCCAUGGCAUCAACGGCUGCCGCACUUCCCGUCACUUUCCGCCUGAUGACGGACAAACUUCGAGUCGAUCCUAGAGUGACCAGAUUCGUUCUGCCGAUCGGUUGCAAUAUUAACAUGGACGGGACGGCGUUGUUCGUGGCCGUGGCAAGCAUAUUCAUCGCCCAGAUGCACGGGAUCGCUUUGGGCUUCGGUGAAAUCAUAACGGUUAUUUUAACCUCCACCGCUGCGUCCGUGUCAUCGGCGUCGGUCCCAAGCGCCGCCUUGGUCCUCCUUCUGGUCGUGUUGAGCGCCAUCAACGCCCCCGUUUACAACGUCUCCCUUUUAUUCACCAUCGAUUGGUUCGUGGAUCGCAUUCGAACCACGAACAACAUGCUGGGCGAUUGCUACGCCGCCGCAGUGGUCGAGCAGUUGUCGAAAAAGGAAUUGAUGGCGCUGGACGCGGCAGCCUAUCAAUCGGAAACCGUUUUGCCAACAACGAUCGCGAACGGAUGCAUUUCCGCAAACAGGGUACCUGAUCCCGACACCAUCGUCGUCGAGAUGCAAGACGACGCGAGGAUAGCCGGCGUCGCCAAGUAACAAGCUUGUUGCAUCAGCGUGUUGCAGAUACCGAGGAGCGUGACCGAAGAGACAGUUUGACCUGUGGCUUCGCUGCGAAACAUAGUUUAGCUUUAAGUUAUACUACUACUACCAUCUAGAGAGAG